Cheilinus undulatus (humphead wrasse) is the source of this 9799-nucleotide messenger RNA. RefSeq names its product solute carrier family 2, facilitated glucose transporter member 1-like. The transcript is spliced from 11 exons. The record is from RefSeq and is a predicted model, not a curated record. Lineage: Eukaryota; Metazoa; Chordata; Actinopteri; Labriformes; Labridae. Gene Ontology annotation, cellular component: apical plasma membrane; basolateral plasma membrane. The coding region runs from base 209 to 1804 and encodes 531 amino acids. Gene Ontology annotation, biological process: monosaccharide transmembrane transport; response to insulin. Gene Ontology annotation, molecular function: hexose transmembrane transporter activity.
GUGCGGGUACGUGCGGUUCUCCUCGAUGCUCUCUGGUAUGAAUUAAAGGAGAAGAGAGAGGAGGGAGGCAGUGCUGCGGCUCACUCAGGGGGUUUCAUUCAGACGACAGCUCUCAGCGCCGGCGGGCGGGUCCUGCGAAGCUUUUACAACCACCACCUGAAGAUCUCUUCCCUGUUUAAGAGGAAAAGCCUCCCACUGUUUUUAGAAGAUGGCAGAUGGACAGGGUAAGCAGGUGACAGGGUACCUCCUGUUCUCUCUGGGCACCGCUGUGAUCGGCUCUCUGCAGUUUGGUUACAACACAGGAGUCAUCAACGCUCCAGAGGAGAAACUACGGUCUUUCUUCAAUGCUACCUGGAUCGAGCGUUAUGGCGUACCAAUCAGCCAAGGGGUCGCUACAAUUGUCUGGAGUGUUGCUGUCGCCAUCUUUAGUGUGGGUGGCAUGGUGGGCUCCUUCAGUGUGGGUGUCAUGGCGGACAGAUUUGGCAGGCGUCGCUCCAUGUUCCUGGUGAACUGUCUGGCUGUGAUCGGUGGCCUCCUCAUGGGCUUCUCCACCAUCUGCUCCUCCUAUGAGAUGGUGAUUGCCGGUCGCCUUGUCAUCGGGCUUUUCUGCGGUCUCUUCACCGGUCUGACUCCCAUGUAUGUGGGUGAAGUGUCGCCCACUCCCCUCAGAGGAGCCUUCGGGACUCUUCACCAGCUCGGUGUGGUGGUGGGCAUCCUUAUCGCUCAGAUCUUUGGUUUGGAGGCUCUGCUGGGCUCAGACAAGCUGUGGCCCCUGCUGCUGGCCCUCACUGUGGCCCCGGCUGUGCUGCAGUGCAUCCUGUUGCCUUUCUGCCCUGAGAGCCCGCGCUUCCUGCUCAUCAACCUGAAACAGGAGGAGCAGGCACGCAAAGCAUUGGUGCGUCUGCGUGGCAGUGAGGAUGUGAGUAAAGACCUGCAGGAGAUGAAGGAGGAGAGCGCCAAGAUGGCCAUGGAGAAGAAGGUGACCAUCCCAGAGCUGUUCCGCUCGGCGGCGUACAGACAGCCGCUCCUCAUCGCCGUCAUGCUGCAGCUCUCCCAGCAGCUGUCAGGGAUCAACGCCGUGUUUUACUACUCGACAGGAAUCUUCCAGACUGCAGGUGUGAAACAGCCGAUCUACGCCACCAUCGGAGCUGGCAUCGUCAACACCAUCUUCACUGUCGUUUCUCUCUUCCUGGUGGAGAAGGCGGGACGAAGGACUCUGCACCUGCUGGGAUUGGGUGGGAUGGCAAUCAGCGCUGUGAUCAUGACGGUUUCCCUCAUGCUGAAAAGCUACUCAGCUAUGAGCUACGUGGCCAUCAUGGCUGUCAUGCUAUUUGUGGCGAUGUUUGAGCUCGGUCCCGGUCCGAUCCCAUGGUUCAUUGUGGCCGAGCUGUUCUCCCAGGGGCCCCGCCCAGCCGCCAUGGCUGUGGCCGGCUGCUGCAACUGGACGGCCAACUUCCUGGUUGGAAUGAGCUUCCCCAAACUAGAGGAAUUGUGUGGGCCUUGGGUCUUCCUCAUCUUCACCGCCUUCCUCGUCCUCUUUUUCAUCUUCACCUUCAUCAAAGUCCCCGAGACAAAGGGCAAGACCUUCGAUGAGAUCGCCCAGUGCUUUGGCAGUGCUCCGCCUCCCUCCUCCUCAUCCGUGGAGGAACCUCCUGCCGCAGCCAGCACCACCGUGACGCUCCCCGCUUCGCCGGUGAAGGAGAAGGUGCCUCUGGUGGACGCACCGGCAGCAGCUCCGCCUCCUGCAGCUGAAAGCACGCCGCUCGAUGAUAAAUCAAACUCGACAGUGCAGGAGAGUGUGUAGAUCAGCGAUACCUCUACUUUUAAAGGUUAAGGCGGUUCUAAACGAAGGAGAGAUCACAGAGAGUUCAGAAAACAUGUAAAUUGUAGUCAGUUAUCAGAACACUAGAAACUUUUCUAAUAGACCUACAGCAUUACAGACCGAUAGGCUCUGACCUUUAAAAGGUUGUGCUUCUGCAAUUACUCCUUAGACGUCUUAUUUUUCUGUGACAUUUCCAACUAAUCUUUCCUUUAAAGCCGCUCUCAAACUAUGAAAGAGAAGGAUUCACUGUACAAAACUACAGGUUAAAUUUACUGUACAUUCCUAGGAGAUAAACUACGCUCAUCAUAAAAAGUGUGAAUCAGCUGUGAGUUCAGUCAGAACGACGCUUUCUAAACACAGCAAAUACAGGCCAUGUUUAUGGAAAGUGUUGUUGACAGGCGCCCGUUAAAGGUCAAGGUCCAUCACUGCAGACUGGAGGCAGAGUGAGUGGACUCUGCGCAGGUAUACAGGUGUUUCCAGAUGUGUAGUCUGUUCACUUCUGAGUUCAGGUCCGUGUAGUGUGAGUGACGUGACAAGGAUGCACUUUUUUUAAUUCACACGUUCUUGUUGUAGUGGAUAUCUUAGUGCAAUAUACCUUUUUAGCUGUAGUGUCAUUGUGUAAUAUUUAAUUAUAUUCUUAAUAUUUUUUUUUUUAUGGUGUUCUCAAAUCACAGAUCUAAGAAGAGGAUUUAAAGAUGGACGCUCUGCCCUCAGGAGUGAAAUAGAAGCUGACAAAAGAAAGAGCUUUAAAUCAGUGCCAAAGUACUGAACUUUGAUUCCCACAUGGUGGUUGCACAUGACCUUAAACAUGUUUCUUUUGAUGGUUAAAAUCAGGGUGAAAAUAGCAGCAGCCACAGGUCAUUAAACUUUGUUUAAUCUAUGAGAUGAUUCGAUGGUUAAAGCUGAAAUCCACAAGUUUGUUUGACUGUUUAAUUUACUAAUUGGUUUAUGAGCAGAAGCAAAAGCUAAGAUUUUACCAAGGUAAUAAUGCAAGAAAAAAAAAUUUCUUUGCUUUUGUUCAAAUGUAAUAUUAAUAAGAACAACUUGAUUUAUAUAGUGCUUUUAAAAAUAAAUUAUUUGUUGUUUAAAUAAACAAAUUGACAAAUAUAAAAGAAAUAGAUAGGGUGAAAAGAUAUGACACCCAGACAUUAAUUUGUUUAUUAAUGAAAAAAAAAGCAGUGAAAGAGUAAAUUAUGGAAGCCCUGUGUGGCAAGUUAAAAAUGACAUGGGGACCUUACCAACUGAAAAAAACAGGGUAGUUUUAUAGUUGUAAAAAUGCAAGAAAUGUUGUUUUCCUGCUGAUUUUAUUAUUUUAUUUGUUACAUCUACAAGCAUUCAUGUCUUCUCCAUGGUGAGUUAAUAAUUUCACCGAAAACACAACAGGUGUAACGUGGUGUUAUUAAACUGCAAUCUUUAUUGAACUCUUAUCUGAUUAAUAUAAGGCUUUAAUCUUGUAUCAAUAUGUACUUAAUAACAAAAAGUUUCAAGUUAAUCUUAUAAUAUUAUGACUUCAAUUUCAUAAAAGUACAACUUUUGCCUCAAAAUCUUUUUUCCCUCUGAAGUGGCCCUUAUGACUCUUAUGCUGUAGUCAAAUGAACUAAAUGGAAAAUGAUAAAUUCUUUCCCCCUUGCAAAACCUUUUAAUGUAUUCAAAGGGAAAAUCUCUUGAAUUUGGAAAAAAGAAGCCGUUAUGGGCUGACAUCUGGGCUACCAUAGACUUGGGUAUUCUUGUGGAUUUCUGCUUUAAUGGACAGUCUACAGAUUUUGAAAAUGAGUUCAAACUGGUGAUAACUGUAAGCAUUACUCUUGUUUAUGACUGUGGCCUGCUGAUAUACCUGCUGACUAAAUGGGGGAACAUCUGUAGACUGCAUAAGGGAAACGUGCAAUGUAAACUAUUAUUUUGUUAAAAAGAAAGUCAGAGUAUUUAUGGUAGAAUUUGAUUUUUGUAUAAAGUAUAUACAAUAACUCUAUUACAGCUUUCCAGAGCAGCCCUGAGAUAUAAAGUAGAGUCUGCAGUGAGCUAAACUAAAAACACAUGAGCUGACUGAGAGAUAAAUAUGGUAAAUCUCAUGUCUCUCUCUAUUUAGGAGCACCUUUUUAGACAGAUCUUUAGUCAAGUGAUGCUUUGGAGCUACAAUCACUGUGUUUAGCACCGCAGCGCUUUAUGUCAAAUGAUUGAAAUAAUUAAAACUAGAUUUACUGGAGCUAUUGUGUAAAUCAGACCGAGCUGUUAUUAGAUUAGAAAAGAGAAAUGACAUGUGCAAUCAUUAAAAAAUGAAGAAGGAGCUGGUAAUGAAAAAGGCAGCUAGAGGGGAAGUGCUAAUACUGUAAACCACGGGUAAAGAUCGAGGGAAACCAACUGUUUGGUUUUAUUAUAAUUAUUAGAGUUUAGCAUUUCCACACAGGGAGGAGGAUUAUUAAAUAGUUUCAAUGUUUGUGAUCAUUUGGAAAAAAUUCUGUAAGAGUUUUAAGUUUUGAAUUAAUAAUAAAAAGAGCGUUAUUAUGAAAUUAGAUUUAGAGACAUUAAAUUUAUCUGACACACAGCUUGAAAUGCUUUUAAAAUCAUCAAACGAGAGAAAGAUGUUGAUUUUAUGUGGGUGGAUUUUUUUUCUAUGAGCUAAACAGCUGAUUACGACUGUCAGCUAGCCAAGGAGUUAAACACCCUUCAUUUCAUAAGAUUAUUAAAAUUAUAAAAUAAGUCAACUUUAUUAGCAGAUUAUAUCUAAGACAAGGUUUUCAUUUUCUUCUGAAGUUUGUCUUUUGUCUUUGUUCGCCUUUCUUGUGCUUCCUGCCUCUGGUGUUCUGUCGGGGUGUGCUCCCAUGUCGACAAAUUAUACCACAGAGCAAAACAAUAGAAAAAGCUACAAUAUUCCCUAACACAGUGGGUCCUAACCUUUUUCCUAAGAGCACCGCUGGACCUGUAGCCAUAAAAAGCUGAGUCCACAAAGGACCCACAAAAAAUCAAACAAACAUCAUUAUCAGUUUUAACUGAUUUUAUUGAUAAAUUGCAACAUAAGAGGUCUAUUCUUACUUAUUGACAAGACUCAUUAUAUUAUCCCGAAUAAACUAUCCUAUAAGUUCUUGGUUUUCAACCUGGGUUCCAGGCCCCCUGUGGGUUGACCAAAGAUCUUAGGGCUCGUGGGGGGCUAUCUGCUCAUGUGUCGGCUUAUUCUGUUGGAAAGUUUUCAAGUAAAACAACUUAAAUUCAAGAUUUAUUUUUUAGAUAAAUAUAUAAAAGGGAGGAAAAAAAGGGAAAAGAGUACAUCAAAAAUAUACAUAUAAGAGAAGUCAUGAUGAUACACAUAAGACCAAUAUGUGCCGUACUGAUGCUAAUUUUUGACAUGAAUCCACCACUUUUAAUGUCAACUGUCAGUACGGGUGCUCAGGUUUUCUUAUAAACUCAUGGCCCCUCUCAGACUUUAGGCACCCCAAGUUAGGAACCAAUGCCUGACUAAUAAUGGUACCAGAACUAAAUAAUUUACAUCAGAUCCUUACUCACUCCAUGUGCACUGUCAGAACAUGAGGAAAUGUUUCAGUACUCGAUUGGUUAAGGUUUUAGGAAGAGCUUAUAGCAGUUAGCCUGCUGUUAUAAUGCUAACAAUACAGAAUCACUCCAUAACACCACCACUCAUUAACAUUUUAAGGAAACAGGAAGCAUGUUUUGAUAUUCUAUAAUAAAACCUUUAAUUAGGACCUUAGAGGAAGACGAAAUCAAUUGUCAAAUGAUCUUAUAAUGCUCCCAGUAAAGCUCAAAGCCACGUGGCAGCACAUCUUGGCUGGUAGCACUUUCUGAUGGAACACCAGCUGUCUGGACUUUUAAGGACUGAAUCUACUGUCUACAUUCAAAUCAUCAUGCAUCUUACUUCGAAAGGGAAAAUUAUGUUCUUCCUGUAUUUCAGAAUGCUAACAUGUUAAGACAACUAAAGCCGAAACACACUGAACAUGAAAAAUCAUGACAGAACUUAUACAGAACUUGUUGAAACUGCCAGUGCAUCAGCAGACUGCAAUCCUGCCAAAAUCAUGCACCAGGUUUUGUUACUUCAUAUUAAAUUGCACCAUAAUUUUUAUUUUAGCAAAAUUAUUAUUCUGCCAUGAAAAUACCAGGGAUGGAAGGAGUGCAAGAAUAUUGUGCUCAACUAGAAGUAAGGCACUACAGCUUAGUUGUGUCCCAUUUACACCAGUCUGGCCUGUGGCGCCAUUCCCCGCUGUCUUAUCCAUGUUUCUAACGCUAUCCACCGUCCUCCUCUAGAAAUAAAAAAUGGAUAGCCUAGAAAUAAAUCUGAAAAAGCUAAAUGUUAUUAAUCUAAAGUGUACUCCUUCCACUUUUUACCACAAAAACAUCUUCCUCUGUUGUCUGCCAUCACUGAAACUGAAUAUUUGACCACCUUAAGUGUGUUUCUGGCUUUAUUUGUUGCUCUAACAGCGCUAUAUUGUGACACUUGUCUGACAAUGAACCAUGUGUAGCAUCAUCAACUCUUACACAUGUGUAUUACAAUCAUCCUGAAGUAUGUUUGAUGUUAAAUUGUGUGACACAAAGUGUAUUUCUGUAUUAAUCAUGAGUUACUGUUAUGAAAAGUGACUUUUUUCAGUUAAUUCCAGUUAUUAAUUUUUCUUCAUUUAUGUCUUUUUCUUUACUCUGGAAAUGUACAUUUUCCUCGGCAAGUACCUCAAAUAACUCCUGCCUCAGAUGAGCAGAUUUGAAACAGGAAAAUAUGACAAAUUGUUGACUUUUUUUGGAGAAAAAUCAGCUUGAUAGAUGAAUAUUUGUCACAGUGAGAGGACAGGUAGUGGUUGGGGUCAUGGCUUCGUUGUGCAUCACUGUGUUUGUGGAUGACGGUGUCGUGCUGUGUUUGCACUGGUGGAGGUGUGUUUGUGUGCACGCCUCUCAUGGUAAAGUGUUCAGUGUUGUAUUCAGCCUCUCCUGCAGGAUCCUGCUUCUGUCUGUGGCUGCACAAUCCCACACUGCUUCCUCACUGAGUCUAACGCUGCACUAACACUGACCCCUGACCGAUCCUGAGUCUGACCUGAUGAGUUUAAAAUGCUUUCUAGUACUCCACAGAGGGGUUGAUCUUUGUGACAGCUAAACAUUUAUGAGUGGCUGUCAUUUUUCUAAGAGCUAAAAGUGAAGAAACGAGCUGUGAUAUAUUUUCAUUAGAAUCAAACAUGAAUUCAACACCGGUUUUAGUAUUUCAGCUUAGUGGAGCUUUCUGGUGAAAGCCUGAUUGCAGUCACACCUACACAGCUCCUUUUCUCUGCUUCAUACCAUUGUGGUAAAGCUAAAAUGAUAUGUUUAUGGUUAAAACUGCCCUUUUAAAAGUAAAACAAGGCUGCAGAUGUGAGCCUUGUUUUAAAGUGAUCCUAUCAGAUCAUACAAUCUUUAAAUCCAAUGCUUAAAUUCCUAAAACUUUGAGUAAGCUGUGUAAAAUUUAUGCUGUAACUUAGGCCUGCAUAAAACUGUACACAAUCUUAACUAAUGAGAGCAUGAACUCCAUCCUAAGUAAGAACAGGUAUACUUUUUUGCAGCUAUAACAGUCUCCACUCCUCUUGAAAGGCUUUCCACAUUAUUUUUGAGCCUUUCUUUGGGAAUUUUAUGCCCAUUCAUUCUGCAGAGCAUUUAGGAGGUCAGGCACUGAUGUUGAAUGAGAAGGCCUAGCUUACUAUCUCCAUUUCAGUUCAUCCCAAUGGUGCUCCAUGGGGUUGAGAUCAGGGCUCUGUGCUAGUCAAGUUCUUCUGCACCAAACUCAUCAAACCAUGUCUGUAUAGUCCUUGCUUUGUGCACUGGGGCACGACCAUGUUGGAAUGGAAAUGGGCCUUCUCCAAACUGUUGCCACAAAGUUGAAAGCAUAGCAUUGUCCAAAAUGUCUUGGUAUGCUGAAGCAUUAAGAUCGCUCUUCACUAGAGAUCAGGAGCCUAGCCCAAACCCGUAAAACAGUUCCACACCAUUGUCCCUCCUCCAUCAAAUUUUGGCAAAACCCAGACUUACCUAUCUAACUGCCAAACAGAGACGCAUCAUCCGUCACUCCACAGAGCACGUUCCCACUGCACCACAGUCCAGGGUUGGAGUGUUUUGCACCUCUCCAUCCAACAUCUGGGAUUGGACUUGGCGAUGUGAAGCUUUCAUGCAGCUGCUCGACCUUCUAAACCCAUUCCAUGAUCUCCCACCGUACAAUCUUUGUGCUUGAAUUAAUGCUGAUGGAUGUCCAGAACUCUUAAGCUAUGGAAUCAGCAGAGUGUUGGUGUUUUUUACACCCCAGAGGUUAGCACCACUCUGUGAUGUUAUGUGGUUUUUCAUUUUGUGGCUGAGUUGCCGUUGUUCCUAAACGCUUCCACUCUUUAUUAACAUCACUGUGAAAUGUCCAGCAGGGAUGAAAUAUCACAAGCCGCCUUUAAAGCAAAGGUGGCAUCCAUCACAGUACCAUGCUUGAAGUCACUGAGCUCUUCAGAAUGACCCAUUUUGAAUCACCAAUGUUUGUAAAUGGAGACUGCAUGGCUAGGGGCUGGAAUUUGUACUCCUGUCUCAAUGAGUCCGAUCGAAACAACUGUAUUCAACAAUUAAUAGGUGUGGCCAAAUACUUUUGUCCAUAUAGUGUAUGUACCACAUAUCUGGUGCCACUUAGCGAGACAGAUCUCUCACUUUUUUGUCACACUAAUCUUCAUCAAAACAUGCUUGGACCACCAAAGCUGGAGUUGUCCUUCUAUGUGCAACCCUUACUGGGCUAGCAUAGCCACACAACAAAGCUCAAAUGAGCUGAUACAAAAAUACAAUUUACAGAAUGAUCAACAUUCUGUAUUGAAGAUGACUUGUAAAGGAGUUUGAGGCCAAAAUCGCGUAAGGAAAGAGGUUUCGGAGGCCAUAAAUAAAGCUAGAAGUACAGUUAUUUUCCCAUCUGGCAUCUAUGGAGAAGGACUUCUGCCUCCUGCUGGCUAUUUAAAAGAAGACACUCUGGCAUUGGAUUCACUUUUUAAACUAUGAUGCUAUUUUCUCUUCUUAUACACUCUGCUGGUCAUACAAACUUUUCUUUAAAGGAAAUACCCUUCAGUUUAAGCUAGCUUGUUCGGUGUGACUGCAGUCAAAAACAAAUCUAAAUUAAUUAGGAAAUAAUAUGAAAGGAUUUUAAACCAAUAUUUGGACUCAGGUGCACGCUGCUCCUAACAAUGCUAUCCACUUUAUUUACACCUUACUCACUGUACAAAGAUAGGAGAGUAUACUAAGUAUUCAUUUGUAAAUAUGUAUUUUUUACAAGAGUAAUAUUUAUAUGUGGGCUUGCACUGUCAUAAGUGGGUGUGUGCUUAUUUUCUGUUGGGGUGCUCGUCAUUCACUCAUUUUGUAGAGGAUUUUGUAGUAACAGGCUUUCGCUCACUUCAGGCAGCUCUUUAAUGAGUCACAUUUUGCUUUUUCUGUGUGUAAAAAUGAGUCAGUCUCUGCUACCUAUCUCAGUGUUUUCCUCUCAUGUCACAGCCAUGCACUUUUAUGUGUGAGCCUUUUCAAUCCACACCCAGAGCAGUUAAUUAGUCGCAGGUUCAAAAUCUUGGCUACAGUGUAAAACAGUCCAAACUACGAUAACCUGACUCUUAAAUUGAUCAUGUAGCAUCUCAGAUUGGUAGAGGAAUUUCACAUUGACAUGCUUUGGCUGCUGUGGUGUGUGCUUUUGUCUGUUUUUCUCUGGUUUGUUGCUCUGUGUGUUGUUAUGGUGGAUUUAAAUGUACUGACUGUGCUGUAUGUUUGACUAUCACGUACUGUAAGUUUGCUAUUUGUGCCUCUCUGCGCCACACACCUUCACAGGCUGUUAUUUCAGUAUGUGGAAAGCUCUCAUCACUCCCAGAUUCAGUGGUACAGAGGUAGCUCUCAGGUGCUUAGCUGAUAGUUUAAAACAGGUGUAACAUUGAUUAAGAUUAUUCUUUAGCGCUACAAAGAGAUCAAAUUCUACAGCCAGGGUGUGUGGUGUUACUCUAAGUGGUUUCUGAAUCAUUUGUUUAU